Molecule: messenger RNA, 7555 nt
Organism: Ceutorhynchus assimilis (cabbage seed weevil)
Lineage: Eukaryota; Metazoa; Arthropoda; Insecta; Coleoptera; Curculionidae
Source: the annotation of a GenBank genome assembly
AAAUAGCAGAGGUUCUCAAAAUUCACUAGUUAAAUUCUAUUUAAGAAAAUAAAAGCCAGUUACACAAACAGCUGUAACCAUAAGACACUGGCAAUCUGUAUACACAUUUGUCUUAACUGAAGGUUAAAAGUUGAGUGAAUAUUUCAAAAGUAGAUUUUGUGAUAGUGAAAAUUUGCCCCUUAAUAGCAGAGGUUCUCAAAAUUCACUAGUUAAAUUCUAUUUAAAAAAAUAAAGGCCAGUUUGUGAAGCAGCUUUAACUAUAAGACACUGGCAAUCUGUAUACACAUUUGUCUUAACUGAAGGUUAAAAGUUGAGUGAAUUUGUUAAAAAGAAAUUUUACAAUAAUGAAAAUCUGGCCCUAAAUAGCAGAGGUUCUCAAAAUUUACUAGUUAAAUUCUAUUUAAAAAAAUAAAGACGAAUUUCACAAACAGCGGUAACCAUAAAAAACUGGUAAUCUUUUAUACACAUUUGUCCUACCUGAAGGUUAAAAGUACAAUAAAUUCUGCACAUAAAAAUCUGGACCUGAAUAAUAGAAGUUCCCAAAAUUUAAUUAACAGCCAGUUUAGGCCCCGUUUAUUAAUCUUCAGAUAAACUUGCUGGUGGGCGGAUAACUGGCUAACCAAUGGGAUUACAAAUGGCGUUUUUAUUUGUCAUUCUGCAUACCUGACAGUUAAAUAAACCGGCCCUUAGGACCAAAUUAUGGACCGACUGGUAACAUUGUUGGCACUUUUAUUAUUUUAUUAAAAAUCUGGCCUAAAGGGAUUAAAGUAAAACAAACUUGAUUUUUAUUUGAUCUUAACAAUAAAUACUAAUAUUUUCUAUAAAUCUGACAUACAAUUCCAAAUAAAAAGUUGCUUGUAGAAGGGGGACAAUAAUUGUCUAGAAUUUUCUAAAAAUUCACCCCAAAAACUACCGAAAAAUAAUUCAAAAUAUACUUACAUGUUUAUCUUGAAGAAUUUUCACCGAAAUUGAUUAGAAAAACUGGAAAACUAAAGGAAAAAGCCUGGACAAGAAUAUUUUGAGACAAACUUCCCAAACAAUACAACAAAUUUGACACAAAUGACUGUCAAUAGCAAAAGAAAAAAAAAUGGCCGAAAUUACAGAAAUCUACUUAUUUCUGUCUUUUUAAUGCUAGAAUUUGCUAAAAUAUACUCUUAAAAUAUUGUCAAUUUGGGACUCAAACAACAAAUUCCAUUUGUGAUUGUCAGUUAUAAGACUACAUAAAAGGAAAAAUGGUCAAAAUUAUCAAAAUCUACUAUUUUUGUUUAUUGUCAUAUUCAUAUCAUAGAUGGCGCCACAGGUUCAAGUCCUAUUUACACCAGUGUUUACUGUUUUUUUUUGCUUAAAUAUACUUAAAAAUGUUACCAACAAUACAAAGAAUACAAAAUAACUGAACAAAAUAAUUACAGAAAUUUGCUUUGGAUAAAACAGCUGGCGGCCUUCAAGACAAACUAAUAAAUCAAUCGAAAGUCCAUAUCGACAAACAAGGACAACCUCAAGCGGAAACGGACACGUGCAAGAGAGAAACAACAACAGCAAAAUCAAAGAUGGCGAAACGGGAAGAAAAAUCGCCAAGUGGGGUAUAAUUUUCCCCUGAUUUUCACGGAAACCACCGCGAAAAAUCCAUAAAAAAAAUACGGCAAUAAUGACCGCGUAAAGCCAAAGGGGCCCGAAUUACGCGCGACGAAAGUGCGAGCCGGAAAUUUCCCCGUGGGGUGAUGAUUUCGGGCCAUGGGGGCGCAAAAUACGAAAGAACGGGCCCCCGUCGGUCCACCGGGCGGUCAUCAUUCCAUUAGGGCCGCGAGAAACCGACCGAAAUUGUUGAAAGAUGGACGACAGAAUAUUUCCAAUAUUUUUACAGAGCACAGCGAAAUUCUCCUUCAAAGCCGACCACUGCCGCACAUCCCGAGCCUGCCCGAAUCCGACCCACCGUCGAGCGGAUCCGGAACAGGCUCCACGCUCUCUUCUAAUGCUGCAGGAAGUGGAGCCGGUGCUCCGUCGACUCCACUUUCAGCUCUGGAAACCGCCAACAGGUGGACCUCCAAAGAGAAUCUUUUGGCUCAAGAAGAGGACGAUCCUCAGCUGUUUGUCGCUCUCUAUGAUUUCCAAGCAGGUGGAGAAAAUCAACUUAGUUUGAAGAAAGGAGAACAAGUCAGAAUACUCAGCUACAAUAAAAGUGGCGAAUGGUGCGAAGCACAUUCCUCUUCGAAUUUAGUCGGUUGGGUACCAUCCAAUUACGUCACGCCUGUCAACAGUUUGGAAAAGCAUUCAUGGUACCAUGGGCCAAUAUCCAGAAACGCUGCAGAGUAUUUGUUGAGUUCAGGUAUCAAUGGGAGCUUUUUAGUAAGGGAAUCUGAAAGUAGUCCCGGACAAAGGAGUAUUUCGUUGAGAUACGAGGGAAGAGUUUAUCAUUAUAGAAUAAAUGAAGAUCCAGAAGGUAAAGUUUACGUCACAGCAGAAAGCAAAUUCAACACCCUAGCAGAACUAGUGCACCACCACUCAAUGCUGUCAGAUGGUCUAAUCACCCAACUCCUCUAUCCCGCUCCCAAGCACAACAAACCAACUGUAUUCCCUCUCAGUCCGGAACCGGACGAAUGGGAAAUCAACAGAACGGAUAUCGUAAUGAAACAUAAAUUAGGUGGAGGUCAGUAUGGGGACGUUUACGAAGCAGUAUGGAAAAGAUACAACAUGACUGUGGCAGUUAAAACCCUAAAAGAAGACACAAUGGCCUUAAAAGACUUUCUAGAAGAAGCUGCCAUAAUGAAGGAAAUGAAACAUCCAAAUUUAGUACAACUAAUGGGAGUUUGCACCAGAGAACCACCAUUUUAUAUAAUAACAGAGUUUAUGAGCAAAGGAAAUCUUCUGGAUUAUUUGCGCAAUGGCAACAAAGACCAAAUCGACGCAGUAGUACUGAUGUACAUAGCAACCCAAAUCGCCAGUGGUAUGAGUUACUUGGAAAGCAGAAACUUUAUACAUCGCGAUUUGGCUGCCAGGAAUUGUCUCGUUGGCGAAAAUCAUUUAGUCAAAGUGGCCGAUUUCGGAUUGGCCAGGCUGAUGAGGGACGAUACUUAUACUGCACAUGCAGGUGCAAAAUUCCCAAUAAAAUGGACAGCACCCGAAGGCCUGGCCUACAACAAGUUCAGCACAAAAAGUGACGUUUGGGCUUUCGGCAUACUGCUGUGGGAAAUUGCCACCUAUGGCAUGUCACCCUAUCCGGGAGUUGAUUUAACUGACGUCUAUCACAUGCUGGAAAAAGGCUACCGCAUGGAAAUUCCGCCGGGUUGUCCGCCGAAAAUCUACGAAUUGAUGCGCCAGUGCUGGCAGUGGCACGCCAACGACCGGCCCACCUUCAAAGAGUGCCAUCACGCUUUGGAAAAUAUGUUUCAGGAAUCCAGCAUUAUUGAAGAAGUGGAGAAGCAGUUGCAAGGCAACAUGUUGCCGCCCCCAGUAGGACUAGGUACGCCACAUUUCAACAAAAAAUCUGGUCAGCAUUCAGGCAGUACUGGCAACUUACAUGGACUUGUGGAUACAGAUAAUUUGCUUAGUAGUAUGGCUACUAAACUGACCACUUUUACUGGAGGCAGUUCCAAAAGUAGCUUGGUGCAAAUGCGCAGGACUACGAACAAAAAGGGCAAAACUGCUCCUGCCCCACCGAAAAGGACCAGCCUCCUGUCUUCUUGCAGUUCGUUUCGGGACAGUACUUUUGAUGAUCCGCACCAAGAUCAGCCAGGUCAUAACGAAGAGGGAAACGAGUUGAAUGGUCUGACUAGAGAAUUGCAAAAUUUGACUGCCAGUACCCGUGGGGCAGAUAGCGAAAAUGAAUUCCAGGACCAAACUCCAGACACAGAUGACUCAGGAGCUCAUUCCUAUCCAGAAGUGUCUGCGGCUGGAAACAGCUUGGGAGGAGGAGGAUUGGGUUCAUUCAAGCGAGUACCCAUUAUGGGUAAUAGAGGUUUGGAACAAAGAGGCAAGAAAACUGCUAAAAGCAAAGAAUUGCCCGCGGUGCAAGUUGCCGCAUUAGAAGUCCAAAAUGUACGAAAAGCAAUCAGCAGAUAUGGGACUUUGCCUAAGGGAGCGCGAAUAGGGGCCUAUUUGGAAUCGCUAAGGCAAAGCAACAUGUCUACCAAUGAGGAAAACGCUAGUCAAAGUAUUACAACCGGGGAGUCUUCUGAAACAACUCCUAGGUCGUUGUCACCUAGAACCAACAUCCGAGCGCAACCCCAAAUGAUUAGGAGCAACUCUUCAAGUGGGGUGACUGCGUUCCAUGCCACUCACCCUCCUAGUUCGCCCACUUCAUCGAAAUUAUCUAGAAAUAGGAAUUUAACAAGAAAUAACACGGACAACCUCCGCUCGAGCCUGCGCACAUUCAAAGCACCACCCACUUCCUCUUUCCGUACGCCUAGCGGCGGUAGCCCUUCUCGCUCAGUGCCGCCCCCUACUCUUGCCGAUCUCGAAUUUCCGCCGCCUCCUACAGACCUACCGCCACCCCCAGAAGAAUUUGACGGCUGUGACGUUGACUGUCACAUGACCGUGAUGACGUCAUCGGGCGGCGAUUUGAGGCAGAAGAAGAUCGUCCCUAUGUCACCAAUGUUGCCCAGCAAGAAGUUGAACAGGGAAACGUUGGAGUGUUGCGGGGAGGCAGAUGUGAUGACGUUGCAGCCCUCAGUCGAGGAGGCUAGUAGCAGGUUUGGUGUGAGCUUAAAACGUCGCGAACUGUCUUCAGACAGUUGCAGCAGUCUUAAAGAACCUCAGAAAAGUCCGGACGAGGUGGACUCGGCUGUUGGUUCGCCUUUGGAACCUAUGCCACCACCGCCACCACCUCCUUUACUAUGCCCUGACGAAGAAGAUAAUAACCGGAUGUUUAGGAACAAAAUGGUUAAGAAAGAGAUGGAAUUGAAACUGGUGGCUGAAAUAAAAGAGAGGGCCGAUCAAAAGUUGGGUGGCGGUAGGAAGGAUUUUGUUGUGGGCGAUCCUUUUUUGGCUGUGAGUGGUGUUAGCCACGACGAUCCUGUUUCUCAAUUAGUGACUGAAUUAUCUCAAUCAUUGAAUAUGGAAAAGGAAUUGAUGAGGAAAAAUUCGGCAACGAAAGACACCAAUGGCGUCAGUUAUGUUUCACAAUUGAAAAAAGCAGUAAUAACUGAAUCAAAACCAUUGACCAAAGAAAAGAGCGAAGUAGGUGAUACUAAUCUAAUAAUCGACUUUAAAUCUAGACUGAGAAAAGUUGAUAACGAAAAGGGCAAUACAAAGAAAGACAGUGGUGACCAAGACAACGACCCAUGUACUGACCUAUCAUCAUCGACCAAUAACAAGAGAGAAAGUACAGCGAGCAACGACAGCAACACAAAUCUAAAAAUCCAAGACGACUUAGACGACAAUAACAAGAGAAAAAGCACUGGCAGUAUAAGUAGUUUGAAAAAAUUGUGGGAAGCCAAAGACACUGUAGACUAUGGCAGUUGUGUACAAUUAAGCCCCAAAUUAUCAAUAAAAAGUAGUAGAAGUGCAGGAGAAGAAUCGCCUGUAGAAAACUCAGACGAUUCAGUCAAAAUGGAAAGAAGUGGAGGAUCUGAAAAAUCAUCAAGUAAAUCUGAUACUGUCAAAAAAACCUGGAGCGAAGAAAAACCUCUCAUUCCAACCAAGCCUCCAUUAAAACCAAUCAAACCAAUGGUACCACGAAGCAGUGCUGCCAUCUACGCUACCCCAAUCGCACCAAAACCUCCCAUUUCAACAAAACCAAUUAGUACCGAUAACAAAAGCCCUAGUGACGAAGAACCUUCAAUUGCUACCCCAAUCACUGGCAAAGAAAGUAUUCUAGAAAUAUCUCAAGCUUUAGAGGGAACUUUAAACAGUAUUAGAACCACUCCAUCUAUUUCAACUGCUACUUGGCUACAGCUCUCAGACAAAAUAGGCCUUUUGCACGGUUCCUGCAUGGAUUACGCCGACAACGUUGUACCGGCUCAUACCAAGUUCCAGUUCCGCGAGUUGCUCACCCGUUUGGAACUGCAAGGUAGGCAAAUGCGCUCUGCCAGUACCAGGAAUCAAAGCGAAAAUUCUAGAUAUAUUGCUGAAGUGAACAAUACUAUAAGGGAUGUUGUGAAUGUGGUGUUUCGAUAAGAGAAAUUGGAGGCUGAAUGAUGAAUAAAUAGUACCUAUACAAUCCAUAAUACAUUAUUUAUAAUAAUUAUUCCUUAUGUACUGGACUAAAAAACUAUUAAGGACCAUUUCUUUUGUGCUUUCCAAAAAUAACACUAAUAGUCGAUUGAUAAUAAUUAGUUGUUGGGUGAUUUUAAGUCCCUAAUGUGUAUCCUAUUGGGUUUGUUCACGCAACAAACUUGCCUCUUUGUUUUUUUUUUUUUUGUUCAACUGUGAUACCUAUACCCCUAUUAUUUUUUUUUUAGUGUAAAUUUGUACGCUCAAAUGCUUAGUUUAGUUGUAGAUCCGCUACAAAUCAGUUUAAAAGCUUGUUCGCACAGCGAUCACAAACAGUCACAAAAUUUGUAAUUUCUGUGGGAACAGACCUUGAGUUGGUAUAAAAAUUAUCAAGAAAAUGUGUUUAAUUAUUACUAUUUCUCCUACCAAAUACUUGUUUUAUAUCAACGUAAAAAAAUCAGUAGUUUAAUCAAAACAAAUCCUAGUCAUUGAUUUUUUGACCAAUUGAAAUUUCGUUUUGGGUAAUAAUGACUGUGUGUAUACUCCCCUCUCUAUUUCUAUAUAGAUUUAUUUUUAAGUAGGCAUUUUGUAGUGUUUUCAAUAAGAAAACGCUAUCUGAUUAUCAUAGGGUUACUAUAAUCUUAAGAUUUUUGUACAAUCCAAAGAUUAAAACGUAAAACAAAAAAAAAAAAUUUUAGGGAUUUUUUUUUAAUUUGUACAGUUGGUUAUAUGUAUUAUUACUAUACUAGUAGUCAGUAAUGUAUUUAUUUAUUUUAAAUUGUAAUUUCCGCUUAUAUUAUGAUAUUAGGUUUGGGGUUUGUUUUUUUUUGGGGACAAACCUGUUUUUUGUAUAUUUUUUUUUUCUUAAUAGGAAUCGUAAUUUAUAUGCUCAUUUUGAUAUUUUGUACUCUAUUUACUUGAGAAUAAUAAUAUAUGUUCGCAUUUGACAGUUUUGUGUCUUAUUUUGGAGAAAUUUUAAAUCUAUGAGAGAAGACACUCAGAAAAAUUGAAAAUUGAUAUAUUUACCCUAAAUUAUAUAACACGAUUUUAUUUCAGUCCAAAUGAGAUAAAAUUUUCAGAGAUUGUGGUCCUCUACUGGAAUAAGAAUCGCUGAAAAUUUCAGCUUUCUAUCUAUAAUAGGAAAAAAGUUAUGAUCUUUCAAAGUUUUCCAAAAUCUAAAUCAUAAGGUAGGUACAGGGUAAUCUAUUAUAAAUGUAACCCCCUGCUAACUUUUUCAUUUGACGUUUUUGACAGAAGUGUCAAAUACAAAAGUUUCAAGAAAUUAUCAAAAGUUUUUAACUAAGUCAGUUUUAGGCAUACAGGGUGCGUCAAAAAAGUGCAGCAGUGUGAAGUUAUAUUUUUUUUUUAAAUGGAAUACCCUGUAUAUUGUGCGCCUAUUUGUUAGUCC